Molecule: messenger RNA, 2427 nt
Organism: Diospyros lotus (date-plum)
Lineage: Eukaryota; Viridiplantae; Streptophyta; Magnoliopsida; Ericales; Ebenaceae
Exons: 9
Coding region: 268-1992 (574 amino acids)
Cellular component (GO): catalytic step 2 spliceosome
Molecular function (GO): RNA binding; zinc ion binding
Source: RefSeq, a predicted model, not a curated record
CUGAUUUGAUCUUCUCUCUACCUUUUGAGUUUGUUUUGACAUUGUGGUCGUCAAUUGAAUUUUCUCAAGGAAGGAUUUUCUUCAAAACACGAAUUGCAAGUGGAAUGAUCACUUUAGUGUAUUUUGAAUACCUAGUGAUCAUAUGAUAUCCCUAUUUAUCACGAUCUCUCCCUCCCAAUCUUUCCCUGUUGCUGUCUAUCGAUUCUAUGCGCACAAUCUUUGCCUCUUCCGUUGAUAUUGACUGAAUAGGAAGUGAUCACAUUAAGUAUGGAAACUGAAGAUUUUAUUGAGUUAUCUUCUUCCAGCAAUUCUGGCUGUGAUAACAAGAAAAGAGAACCUCCUAACCCUGGCCAGGAGCCUGGAGAAGCUGAUUCUCAAACAAGUAAUUUAGAUGUUAAAAAAGACAAGCCGAAAGAGAAGGCUUUAGGGACUGAUGAGGCUGAUGUUGAAAAUGGAAGUGGCACAUUUUUUCCAGCAGCUGAGACAGACAGGGAUUUGAUUGGGAGUUCAGUUGUCAAGCAAGUUAGUGCUGAAGUGAAUGGAGAUCUUGCUGUUACUGAAGAGGUAAAUGACUUCAGUGCUAGAAUACCAACUGAGAAUGAUUGCUCUACAUUUCAAGCAGGAAGUCCCAUCGGACGUCAAAAAAGAGAUGGAAGUCCUGUAAUUGAGGCCAUAAUUGGUGUUAAGAAAGCCAGAAUGACAGUUGAUGAACAACAACAGCCUUCAGUGCAUGUGAUUUACAAUUCUCUAACAAGAGACAGUAAACACAAGCUUGAGGAACUACUACAGCAAUGGUCAGAAUGGCAUGCUCAACAUUGUUCACCAGCUCAUGAUUCCAUUGAUGUGCUAGAAUCUGGCCAAGAGACAUACUUCCCUGCACUUUGUGUUGGCCCUGAUAAUCUUUCUGCAGUGUCUUUCUGGAUGGACAACCAACCAAGGAAUCAACAGAAGGAGUUUAUUCCAUUGGAUAGUCAGUCUGUUCCACUUUAUGACCGGGGAUACUCAUUGGCCUUGACUUCAACAGAUAGUCCUAGUAAUCUGGAAGGGGGCUUGCAAUUAGAUUCUUUUCGGUGUUUCAACUGCGGUUCCUACAACCACACGCUAAGGGAUUGCCCAAAGCCUCGUGAUAAUGUGGCUGUUAAUAAUGCUCGCAAAGAACACAAAUCCAAGCGAAAUCAAAAUGCUAGCUCCCGCAAUCCAACUCGAUAUUAUCAAACUUCUCCGGGGGGAAAGUAUGAUGGUUUAAAGCCAGGUGUCCUUGAAGCAGAAACGCGACAGCUUUUAGGACUGGGGGAGCUUGAUCCACCUCCAUGGCUUAACAGAAUGCGAGAAAUAGGAUACCCCCCAGGAUAUCUAGAUCCCCAAGAUGAGGACCAGCCAUCGGGCAUUAUAAUAUUCACCGAAGAGGAUAGUAUGGAAGAAAAGGAGGAUGGGGAAAUCCUCGAAACAAACAUCCCUCAGCCACCUAGGAAGAUGAGUGUUAAGUUUCCAGGGGUAAACGCACCAAUUCCUGAAAAGGCAGAUGAAAAUCGAUGGGCAGCUGGGCCUUCAAGUUCGGAUUUAUCUAGGAAUCGAUCACAACGCAGGGGCCAGCAUCAUGAGCAGAGGCGAUCCAGAGAUUUCAGAGAUGAAGGCCCCCCUGGAGUCGACGACCCUGGAUUUAGCUAUUCCUCAUCUAGUUACUCAGAGAGGCAUGGUAGUUAUGAGCAUAGCUACAGUUUCCAGAGUGCAAGGGGUAAUAUUCUGAUACCAAGAAGCCCUAGCUAUGGAAGGUCCUUAUCUGACAGAGGUAGGAGCCAGUUAUACCGUGAAGGUUCUCCAGUUCAUGGUUCAUACGGUUCUGUACCAUAUUCACCCCCGAAUAGAGUGUUUUCGCCGCGUUCAUAUGGCUCGCCCAGUUUUGGGCGACGGGAAGACUACAACAGGAACGAUUCCGAACCAUAUCUGUCACCUCACCACCAUGAAAGGCAGCACAGCCACAACUGGAGGUAAGCAUUGGGGGUUCAUAAUGUUCAGGCCGUGCUGGGGAACUCAAGAUGGACUAUUCUUGAGAUGACAUUCCAUUCAUAAUGGGAGUAGAUACAAGAGGCUUAUUUGGAAAUAGUAAUUGAUAAUGAAAUUGUAUCUGUAUGAAGAUCAGAUAGGUAAUUACAAUAGUUGUGCCUUUUUUUUUUUUUUUUGCCUUAUAUCUUGCUGCUAUUAAUCUCAGGGGAUGAGUUACAUUAGGGGGCUUUAGUAGGGGCCUUGUAUCAUCUGUAGCAAGUAAAAUUGGUUGUUAGUAGGAAAGACUGGUUUUCAAAAUAUGAACAUUUGUAUGACACCAAAGCCAUAAACCAUGUUAGGCAAUGGAAUCGAACUAAUUUGUAUUGUGAAUAUGUUCCCGUUUGUUACAAACAAACCCAGCUAGAAAUAUUACAGUUUUGUCGU